AUGAUUCUGUCGAUCCCGCAACUGAUACUGCCUUUAUCAACCACUACCAACAGUGAAGAACCCAUUCAUCAUCCACAGCAGAAUUCUCAUCUUUGUUCAACUCCACAAGUACAUGCGUAUCUCUUUACCAAUGUUAUAGAUACUCAGCAACUUCUCACUCAUCUACGGCAUGUUCCUCCAAUUCUUCCAACUGCAGUCUACUUGGAUGCAUCCAAGAUAUUCUCCUUGUUUCAACUGUCAUUGGCUGUCACAAAAACACACUUGAAUAAAUGUACCAACAAAAUGCGGACCCAUUCUGAUCAGUCGGAAAUCUUGCUUUCCUUGUCUGGCGAUACAUCUAUAUCACAGGCAUUUAAGCAGUUUGGAAUAUCAAAACACACUUGCAAUGUAUUGGUUGUAGACUAUUCUGGAAAUGAUCAAAUAGAAAAUCAUAAUCAGGAAAUAUUGCAAGACUUGACUCGACACAUUCACGGGACUCACAUUGCAGAAUUUACGGAUCUGGACAAUAUUCGAGACAUGAAAGCUAUUCGCAAGGUGGGUUGA
Batrachochytrium dendrobatidis JAM81 is the source of this 543-nucleotide messenger RNA. RefSeq lists its product as uncharacterized. Gene Ontology annotation, cellular component: cytosol; EKC/KEOPS complex; nucleus. The record is from RefSeq and is a predicted model, not a curated record. Gene Ontology annotation, biological process: tRNA threonylcarbamoyladenosine modification. Bases 1 to 543 code for a protein of 180 amino acids. The transcript has 2 exons. NCBI's taxonomy places the organism in Eukaryota, Fungi, Chytridiomycota, Chytridiomycetes, Rhizophydiales.